This is a messenger RNA of Tupaia belangeri chinensis (Chinese tree shrew), 1506 nucleotides long. RefSeq names its product olfactory receptor 287. Gene Ontology annotation, molecular function: G protein-coupled receptor activity; olfactory receptor activity. Lineage: Eukaryota; Metazoa; Chordata; Mammalia; Scandentia; Tupaiidae. The record is from RefSeq and is a predicted model, not a curated record. The coding region runs from base 349 to 1284 and encodes 311 amino acids. The transcript has a single exon. Gene Ontology annotation, biological process: G protein-coupled receptor signaling pathway. Gene Ontology annotation, cellular component: membrane.
UUUUCCAGGCUUUUUGACUCUAAAAGAAAUGCGCUUCCCCUCCCUCCAGAUGACAAGGAUUCUAGAAUAAGGAAACGUCCCCCACCCUAGCCCUGAGAUGACAAGCCACGUACUCACGGGCUCUGUGAGCCCCACUCUGCCAGCACAGGGUAUGGUUUAUGCCCACUGGACUGCUCUCUCCCACACAGUUGCUGGGCCUGUCUGGUGUCCUGGGAUUAUCAGACGAGGUGAAUAGACCCCAGAGAGUGAGGAAGAGCUGGCCUCAGGUUCAGCGGUCCCUAGUGAGGGCUUCCUGGUGGGAAAUCCUUCUUCAUGGCUGCCUGUAGGUCUGUGUCCUGAAGGCCCUUCAUGGCCUGGAGUUACAGCCAGAACCUCUCUGCGCAGGCGCCGUUCAUCCUGUUGGGUUUCCCUGGGCCGCGGAGCCUGCACGUCGGGCUCUUCCUGCUCUUCCUGGUCAUGUAUGUGCUCACAAUGGCCGGGAACCUGGCCAUCAUCUCCCUGGUCGGGGCUCACCGGCGGCUCCAAACACCCAUGUACUUCUUCCUCUGCAACCUCUCCUUCCUGGAGAUCUGGUUCACCACGGCCUGCGUGCCCAAGACCCUGGCCACCUUCGCCUCCCAGAGCGGAGCCAUCUCGUUCGCUGGCUGCGCGGUGCAGAUGUACUUCGUCUUCUCCCUGGGCUGCACCGAGUACUUCCUGCUGGCCGUCAUGGCCUAUGACCGCUACUUGGCCAUCUGCUUGCCGCUGCGCUAUGGCAGCAUCAUGACGCCUGGCCUCUCUGUGCGGUUGGCCCUGGGCUCCUGGCUAUGCGGCUUCUCCGCCAUCACGGUGCCUGCCGUCCUCAUCACACGCCUCUCCUUCUGCAGUUCGCGCGUCAUCAAUCACUUCUUCUGUGACAUCGCACCCUGGAUAGUGCUGUCCUGCACCGACACACGGAUGGUGGAGCUGGCGUCCUUCGGAAUCGCCUUCUGUGUCAUCCUGGGGUCCUGCUUUAUCACGCUGGUCUCCUACGCCUACAUCAUUGCCACCAUCGUGAGGAUCCCUUCGGCGCAGGGCCGGCACCGGGCCUUCUCCACCUGCUCGUCACAUCUCACUGUCGUGCUCAUUUGGUACGGCUCCACCAUCUUUCUGCACGUGAGGACUUCGGUGGAGAGCUCACUGGACCUGACCAAGGGCAUCACAGUGCUCAACACCAUUGUCACCCCGGUGCUGAACCCUUUCAUAUACACCCUGAGGAACAAGGACGUGAAAGAAGCUCUUCGGAGGACAGUCCAGGGCAAGUGAGCUAGGGAGGACAUUGUAGCCCACUGGCUCCUACCCUGGCCAGGUGGCAGUUUUUUAUUCAUCUCAAAGGCCUUUUUAAGGGAGGCUUGCCCUCGGAUUCCAGGCACAGUUUCUGGGGACAUGUGGCCCCCAGGAAGUGCCUCCUUGUGGUACUGGCUGUGCCCCCUGUAGUUGCAGACACCAACUGCUCACCAAGCACUAGGCACUGAGGCAGCCUGUGGA